AUGAAGGAUCUGGGAGAACUCAAGGAUUUUUUAGGUAUAGAAUUUGCAAGAUCUGAACAAGGUAUAACCAUGCAUCAAAGGAAAUAUGCUCUAGAAGUUAUAUCUAAAUCAAGGAUGUCAGCUGCAAGGCCAGCAAUUACUCCAAUUGAUACCAAUAUUAAACUGACUACAAAGCAGUAUGAUGAGCACAUUGAAGUCAAGGAUGGAGUUAAGGCAAGUGGGGAUCCUCUAGCUGAUCAAGAAACUUAUCAAAGGUUAAUUCGAAAGCUGUUGUACCUAACAGUGACUAGACCAGACAUAGCAUUUGCAGUUCAAACUUUGAGUCAAUUUUUACAACAACCUAAGAAGACUCAUAUGGAUGCAGCUUUGAGGAUUGUCAAGUACAUCAAACAAAGUCCAGGACAUGGCUUGCUUCUAUCCAGCAUCUACACGAACAGUGUCACAGCCUAUUGUGAUGCAGACUGGGCAGCAUGCUUACUAACCGGAAAAUCUGUUACUGGAUAUAUGGUCAAAGUUGGGAAUUCCGUAGUCUCUUGGAAAUCAAAAAAACAAACUACAGUAUCAAUUAGUUCAGCUGAAUCUGAGUAUAGAAGCCUAGCUACUACUGUUGCAGAAUUAGCAUGA
Lycium ferocissimum is the source of this 624-nucleotide messenger RNA. RefSeq lists its product as uncharacterized. Bases 1 to 624 code for a protein of 207 amino acids. Lineage: Eukaryota; Viridiplantae; Streptophyta; Magnoliopsida; Solanales; Solanaceae. The record is from RefSeq and is a predicted model, not a curated record. The transcript has a single exon.